AUGUUAUUACCAAUUGGAUUCUCUAUAGAACGAUUUGUUGCUUUAUUGAUGGCAGAAAAGUAUGAAAAUGUUCGAACAUUAUUAGGUCCGAUUAUUGUUGUUCUGUUGAUUGGAUUGGAUCUGGCGAUGGUUCGAACGGUAUAUGCAAAGGAUAUGUUCUCAGAUGUGUAUUUAUCGUUUGUUCUCACUCCUACUACUUCUACGUCACAAGUUAAUAUCUAUUUCUUCUCACUUCUAGCCGUGAAGAUAUUCAAUUUAAUAAGCAAUUGUAUUCUCAUAAAGAUACACAAUCGAGUAAAGACUAGAUAUUACCGUCGAAACAACACACUGUCUCUUCGAUACGAAAUGGAAGAGAUUAUUCAAUCUUCCAAAUUCACACUUAUCAUCAGUUUCUCUCAUUUGUUAUUUUUCGGGUGGUACAUUGUGAACACUAUUUUCGUGAGAACUUUCGGAGAGUCUAUUCUCGGAGGAUUUCUAAAUUAUACUGUAGCGAGAGGAAUGUAUUGUACCGUACCGACAUACAGUUUGGUCAUACCUUUCAUUGGAUUUAAAUCAUUACGGUGUUUGAAUAUUCAAAGACAUAAUAGAGUUCAGUCGACAGUUCAAAUUAAAUCGACUGGAAGAGAAGGAGCUAGAAAUUAUGAAAAUGCAAUAUCGAGUUAUUGGGAUUCUAUAUCUCAGGGAGUCGAUCGAGUCAAUAGAAUCGAUAAUUGA
Molecule: messenger RNA, 714 nt
Organism: Caenorhabditis remanei
Lineage: Eukaryota; Metazoa; Nematoda; Chromadorea; Rhabditida; Rhabditidae
Exons: 3
Coding region: 1-714 (237 amino acids)
Biological process (GO): sensory perception of chemical stimulus
Cellular component (GO): membrane
Molecular function (GO): transmembrane signaling receptor activity
Source: RefSeq, a predicted model, not a curated record